This is a messenger RNA of Durusdinium trenchii, 5304 nucleotides long. NCBI's taxonomy places the organism in Eukaryota, Dinophyceae, Suessiales, Symbiodiniaceae. The record is from the annotation of a GenBank genome assembly.
AUGAAAAGAGUCUUUGAGCAGAUUUCAGCUGCAGAGUUCGGACCAGCCUUUGAGCUGCGACUUUCUGGACUGGAUGGUCAUGACUUCAGAUGCAGGGUGCAGGACUGCAUGACAGGCAUUGAGUUGAUGGACUUGCUUUCUGAGCAACUGCCUCACAAAGAGGGCGCAGUGCUGAUGCUGGUGCUCCAGGAUAAGGAGAUUUGCCCAAAGAAGACACUGAGAGAGCAAGGCCUGCAAGAACUGCAAUUUAAUCAAAGUCUGGAAAAUGUGAUCCUGCCCAGAAGCUUACACAGCUUAACGUUUGGAGAUGACUUCAACCAGUCUGUGCUGGAUAUGAAUUGGCCAAGUGGCAUUUUGACAUUGACAUUUGGGCAUGACUUUGACCACUCUCUGGAAGGUGUUUCUUUGCCACAAAAUCUUCAGGCCCUGACUUUUGGCGUAAGCUUCAAUCAAUCAAUGGAUGACCUUGUUCUGCCAACUGCUUUGCAGGCCUUGACCUUUGGCGCCGACUUCAACAGACCGUUGGACCGUUUGAGUUUGCCCGAGCGUCUCGAAAGCUUGACCUUUGGCCAAGGCUUCAAUCAGCCUUUGGAUCGUGCGAAGCUGCCCAGUGGGCUUCUGUGCCUGACAUUUGGAUUUUAUUUCAACCAAAAGAUGGAUGGUGUAUGCCUUCCUUUGGGUCUUCGCAGUCUGGCUUUGGGCGACUCCUUCGACCAAGCCUUCGAGUUGACAUCAAGGCUUCCUCACUUGGAGACACUGACCUUUGGAGAUGCUUUUAAUCAGAGGAUUGAGGCGUUGCCAUCAAGCCUUCAGAACUUAACCUUUGGAGAUGAUUUUGAUCAGCCCAUCGAGCAUUUGCUCUUACCCUAUCUUCAGCGCUUGAGCUUUGGCCAUUGCUUUGAUCAGCUGUUGGGCGAUCGAUUGGAACUACGAUCUUUGACCAUUGGUGAUAGCUUCAAGCAGAGCUUUGAGGGGCAAAGCUUCCCCAAGCUGCGUGAGCUGUCCAUCGGAACCAACUGCAGCUUGGAUGGGGCACUUCUGCCCAGUUUGCGGUCUCUUCAAUUUGGCCCGGUGGCUGCCAGGCCACGUGCGAAAGAAUGUGGUCAGAGUGAGGCCAAAGAUGCAGUAUGGCAGUUCUUUGUGGAGUCAGUGCGGGAGAACUUGCACAUUGUCCUCACCAUGUCUCCAGUGGGUUCAGCCUUGCGGGUCCGCAUGCGGAUGUUCCCUGCCCUGGUGAAUUGCUGCACCAUCGACUGGUUCCUUCCGUGGCCGGACGAGGCCUUGCUUGGUGUCUCUGCCAGACAGCUCUCUGGAAUGCAAGGCAUUAGCGAUGAGGUCAGGGAUUCCGUUGCCAAGGCGUGCUGCUUUGUGCACCAAGAAGUGAUUCGAACCUCUGCUAUCUUUGAGGAUCGACUGAGGCGAAAGGUCUAUGUCACCCCAAAGUCCUACUUAGACCUCAUCAGUCUUUACCUGGAGAUGAUCCAGGAAAAGAAGGAUGAGAAAGACGUCUCUCUCAAGAGGCUCCAGACAGGUGUGGACAAGAUUGACGAGGCGAACUCCUUUGUGAACAACCUCCAGGAAGAGCUCACGAAGUUGGCUCCAGUGAUUGCUGAGAAGAUCAAAGAGGCGGACGAACUGGUGCCAGUGGUCACUGAAGAGCAGAAGAAGGCGGAAGUCAUCAAAGAGAAGGUCUCGAGCGAAGAGGCGACAGGGAUGCGAUCGCCUAUGACAAUGGUGGUGGUGCGAAAGCAAGCCGAUGAGGUCAAAGCCAUUGCCGAUGAUGCACAGAAAGACCUGGACAUUGCAAUGCCAGCCCUGGAAAGUGCCUUGAAGUCAUUGGAUUCCUUGGACAAGAAAGACAUCCAGGAGAUCAAGUCCUUCGCAAAGCCACCACCUUUAGUGAUGAUGACAAUGGAGGCGGUGAACGUCCUCUUGCAAGAGAAGCCUGAUUGGGAUACAGCGAAGAAAGUGCUCAACAGGUCAACGUUCCUGCAGGAUCUGAAAACCUUCGACAAGGACGUGGAGCCCGACAACAUCCCAGAGAAAGUCCUGAAGCAGUUGACGAAGUAUGUCACAAAGCCCGAGUAUACCGUGGAAGCAGUGGGCAACCAGAGUAAGGCAGCGAAGAGCUUGUGCAUGUGGACCUAUGCUAUGGACACUUACUCCAAGGUCGCAAAAGAAGUGGAGCCCAAAAAGCAGAAGGUGGCUGAAUUGAAUGAAAAGCUGGCCAAGGCCAAUGCAGAGCUCCAGGCCAAACAAGACAAUCUUCGGGACGUUGAAGCGCAAGUGGCGGCCCUGCAAAAGAAGCUCAAUGACACGAUUUCGGAGAAGGACCGACUUGUGGCAGAGUCCCAGCUUACCAAGGAGAGAUUGGGGCGUGCUGAUAUCCUCACUGUUGGUCUGAAAGAUGAAGGAGUGCGAUGGCGCGAGACAGUGUCGACGAUUCGGCAAGACAUCAUCAACCUCACUGGUGAUGUCUUCCUCUCUGCAGCGUCCAUCUCCUACUACGGGCCAUUCACUGGGGUCUACCGAAACGAUAUUGUGGACGCGUGGCUCAAGGAGCUAAAGAACCUGCAGAUUCCUUCGGGCGACAGCUUUGAUUUGCGUGAGGUCAUGGGAAACCCUGUGGAGAUUCGUGAGUGGAAUCUUCAAGGCCUACCAGCAGAUGCCGUGUCCAUCAACAACGGUGUCAUGGUGAUGCGAGGGAAGCGUUGGCCCCUGAUGAUCGACCCACAGUCACAGGGCAACAAGUGGAUCAAGAAGAAAGAGGGCAAGGACCUGAAGACGCUGAAAAUGACCAAUCCAAAGAUGCUUUUGAUUCUCGAAGGCUGCAUCCGCACGGGUGCUCCAAUGCUCAUGGAGGACAUUGAAGAGACACUAGACCCAGCCUUGGAGCCAGUCUUGCUAAAGGCGGUCUACGAAGACAACAACCGCCUUCAGAUCAAGCUCGGGGAUAGCGAGGUGGACUAUGACAAGAACUUCCUGUUCUACAUGACGACAAAGAUGCCAAACCCGCACUACUUCCCUGAAGUUUGCAUCAAGGUCACAGUGAUCAACUUCACCGUGACCUUCGAAGGCUUGGAGGAGCAGCUGCUCAACGAGGUGGUCUCAAAGGAAAUUCCAGAGACGCUACAGAGAAGAGUGGAGCUGAUGCUUCAGUUGGCGGAUGAUAAGAAGGUCUUGAAGCAGCUUGAGGAUAAGAUCCUGAAGCUCCUUUCAGAGUCAAGUGGCAAUAUCCUUGACGAUCAGGUGUUGAUCAGCACUUUGGGCGAGUCCAAAGAGACCUCCACGGCGGUGAACCAACGAGUGAAGGCUGCGGAGGAGGCAGCGGUGGAGCCACCUGGACGUUUUCAGACCGUCGCCACACGUGGCAGCAUCCUCUACUUUGUCAUCGCUGAUUUGGCCAACAUCAAUCCCAUGUAUCAGUUCAGCCUGUUCUACUUUGUGCGACUCUUUAAGAACUGCAUGGACAAGGCGGCCAAGAGUGAUGACAUUGACAUCCGCAUGACGAACUUGAGCAACCAGAUUCUCAACGGAAUCUUCCAAAAUGUCUGCCGAGGCUUGUUUGAAGACAACAAGUUGACCUGCAGUUUCCUGAUUGCCACCGCACUGCAGCGGCACGCUGGCGAAAUCAGCCCCACUGAGUGGUCUUUGCUCCUCAGGGGUGUUGGAUUGCUGGACAUGAGCGCUAAGCCUCCAAAUCCGGACACGGAUUUCUUCACCGAUAAAAUGUGGGACUUCGCCCUUUGCACUGCAAGAUGCCAGCAGGUCUAUGCCAUUCAGCAGUACUCAUUCGAUCGUUGUCCAGACUUGUGUGAACACAUCACUGAGAACCUCGAGGACUGGAAAGAUUGGGUCCGGACACCCGGCCGGAUCACCUCGUCGCUCGUCGACACGAAUGAGAACAGUCAGUUGCACUACUUCCACUACUUGUUGCUCCUGAAGGGCUUGGCACAAGAGAAGCUCUUGGUCGCCAUCCAGGAACAUACACGGAGGUGCUUGGGUGAGGAUUUCAUUAUCUUCCCCACUGCGACAGUGGCAGAGCUUUAUGCGGACUCCACUCGAAGUACUCCCAUUGUCUUCGUUUUGUCAACUGGUGCAGACCCUACCUCGAUGUUGCUCCGAUUUGCCCAAGAAGUGGACAUGGCCUCGACCAUGGGUGUCAUCUCCUUAGGGCAAGGGCAAGGACCCAAGGCCAAGACAAUGGUGGUGGAAGCACGGAAGAAGGGCACCUGGGUGCUCCUCCAGAAUUGCCACCUUUACAAGACCUUCAUGCCAGAGCUGGAAAAGAUGUGCGAAGAGCUGGAAGAGCCUUCGAUGACGCACAAGGACUUCCGUCUUUUCCUUACAAGUAUGCCGGCGGCGUACUUCCCCGUGCCUGUGCUGCAGAACGGCAUCAAGCUGACCACGGAGCCGCCCAAGGGACUUCGGGCCAAUGUCAUGCGCUCCUUCCUCCCUAUGUCCGAUGAGCAGCUCAACGACAGCGCGAAAACAAAAGAGUGGCGGCGACUCCAAUUUGGCUUGAAGUUCUUCCAUGCGGUGAUUCAGGAGCGGCGGAAGUUCGGUCCCUUGGGAUGGAACAUCAGAUACGAGUUUAACGACUCGGAUUUGGAAACAUCCACGACGAUCACCCACAACAUGUUGGAAUUGGAUGGAGCAAUUCCAUGGGAUACCCUGCUCUUUGUGAUUGGCCACAUCAACUAUGGUGGCCGCGUGACAGACGACAACGACAGGAAAUGUUUGUUGGCCAUCUUGGAAAAGUAUGUCACGCCAAAGAUCCUGGAGCCUGACUACAAAUUCUCAGACAGUGGCACAUACAGGUGUCCGGACAAUUCAGACGUCGCAGACAUUGAGCAGUUCCGAAAGUUCGUAGCGAGCUUCCCAAUCACGGAGCAGCCAGAGGUCUUUGGCAUGCACGACAAUGCCAACAUUAGCUUCAUGAGUCAGGAAGCUGAGAAGGUGCUGAGUGUCGUCCUCUCCAUCCAGCCACGCGAGGCAGGUGGUAGUGGAGGGAAGAGCUCGGAGGAGAUGGUGUUGGAAAUCGCCAGCGACCAAGAGCUAAGACUACCUGACAAGCUGAGCACUGAGAAUGCGCAUGCUGACAGCUUCGCCAUGAGUGAGGAGACUGGUCUGAUGACCUCUUUGGGAACCUGUCUCUCCCAGGAGAUGUCGCGCUUCAAUCGCUUAUUGUCUCAGAUGAGCUUGACCCUGAAGCAGCUCCAAAAGGCAGUGAAGGGCAUCAUUGCACCUCGGGCUGCGAGUGGGUAUGACAUCGAUGCAUAUGACACCUCUCGUGAGUUCUAG